GAGAGAGGGAGAGGGAGAGGGAGAGGAAUAGGAUAUGUUUUAGACGGACUUCGUUUUGUGUUCAUUGACAUUCUCAUCCUCACGGGGGAAGUCUCCUGAGUGAGAUGAAGCUACGAGCUAUUUUGAUUAAUUUCUUGGAUGGUCAAUAAGCAUUGAUCUAGGGUGAAGAAUAGAAUUGAGAGAAGAAAGACAAACGAGUGAAUGAGAAAAGGAGGGAGGGGAGACUGAGAAUAAGACGGGGGAGAAAUAAAAGAGAGAAAGAGGGAGGAAGGACAAAAAGAAAAGAGAUAGCGAGAGAGAGGACAAACAGGAGAGAGAGGAGAGAGAGAUGGGGUAACUUCAUCUACACUAUAACAGAACAGUGUUGCUGGUGUUGAGAUCAUUUCGGCUCACUGUAGUGGCUCCAGCGCGUGAGGAGUCACGGACGCGAGGCUUCACAGCUUUUCAUCUUUUGUGCGGAACUCGAUUCACUCUGAGCUGCUGCAAACAUGAUCGCCACCACGCAGCAGAACAUGACAACGGACCUGGACCUGGGGAGCACUGGUGGGCCUCCAAGAAACUGGAAGGGCAUUUGCAUCGCCAUGGUGGUCAUCCUGGGGGUUCUGUCCCUGGUCAGCCUUUCAAUCAUUCUCCUAACUCCUGAUGAGUCUCACCUUCUUCUGCACUCCUGCCUCACUGUGGAAGACCUGGAGAGCAAGGAAUUCAAAGUUCAUGACCCCUGCGUGAAUUGGCUCAAUGAGAAUGAGGUUGUGCUGUGUACUCAGGAAGGCCAUGUUCUCAUCCACAACUUCAACACCAAUCUGACUACCACCCUACUAGACAACAGCACCAUGGACCUGAAGUCCAUGAAAUUCCAGGUGUCAGCAGACAAAAAGUUUAUUCUGAUGGCCUACAACAUUCGCCCUGUAUUCUCACAGUCCUUCACUGCCUCGUAUGCUCUCUACACUGUGGCCACCGGGGAGGUGGUGGACCUCACCCCAACAGGUGUAGAAGUGUCUGUUCUGCAGUAUGCAGCAUGGGGGCCUCAGGGAAACCAGCUGGUGUAUGUGUUUGAAAAUGACAUCUACUACAAGGCUGAUGUGUCUAGCCCAGCAAUGCGUCUCACAACUACAGAAAAGGAAGGACUGGUGGUGAAUGGACUGACCGACUGGAUCUAUGAGGAGGAGAUUCUACAAAAAUAUCCAGCCCACUGGUGGUCCAAAGAUGGUGCUCGUCUGGCAUACCUUAAAGUCAACAACUCUGCUACACCUAUAAUGGAGAUACCACAUUUCCUGGGUGGGAUCUAUCCCUCAAAUGUGCUCUAUCCAUACCCGAAGGCUGGAUCUAGUAUCCCUUUGGUGAGCCUGUUUGUUGUGAAUCUGUAUGGACCAGCCCACACUUUGGAAAUGAUCCCACCUGACUCACAGAGCAGCAGAGACAGCUACAUUUCCAUGGUAAGCUGGAUCAGUAGCACACGUCUGGCUGUGCGCUGGUUAAACCGUGUACAGAACCAGUCAGUGCUGUGCAUGUGCGAGGCCACAACAGGAGCCUGCUCAGAGAAACACAAAAUGGCUGUGGACCUUUUGCAGAAUCAGCAGCAGGAGGAGCCGUUGUUCUCGGCAGAUGGCUCUCAAUUUUACCUCACGCUGCCUGCCAAGCAAGGGGCCCGUGGGGAGUUCCGCCACAUUGCCAGCCUCCCUGCCCAGCCUGCUCUCCCCUCUGCUUCUCCUCGCUUUCUUACUUCAGGGAACUGGGAUGUAACUACACUUUGUGCUCUGGAUGAGAAGAAUGGUAAAAUUUAUUUCCUGAGCACAGAGGAGUCGAGACAUAGCAGACAUUUAUACAGUGCUGAACUUGGAGGGGUGUUCCAUCGUCACUGUCUGACCUGCAACCUCUUUGAGCGCUGUAGCUUCUUCAGAGCUGACUUCAGUCCCAACCAGACACACUUCACACUCUACUGUUUAGGCCCAGGGGUUCCAAAGGUGUCCAUCCACAGCACAAAUGACUCCUCCCGAUACACAAUGGUUGAGGACAACAGCCACCUUUCAGCAUCUCUUGGCAUCAAGCGUCUUCCGGAGACGCUCUUCAAAACGCUCUCCUCUGACAACUAUGACCUGCAUCUGAAGCUCUCCCUGCCUCCGGGGUAUGAGGGAAACUUGCACCCCCUGCUCAUCAUUGUUGAUGGCAGUCCAGGCAGUCAGACAGUGACGGAGGAAUUUUCCCUGGGCUGGCCUCAGGUUCUGUCCAGUCUGCAUGGAGUAUCUCUUGCCUGGGUGGAUGGCAGGAUUAGAGCCUCGCGAGGUCAGAAGACCAGCACAGUGGACACCCGCAAACUGGGGUCACUCCGUAUCAAAGACCAGCUAGGGGUAGUAGAGUGGCUGUCUCAAUUGCCUUAUAUUGAUGCUCGAAGAAUUGCUCUUUAUGGAAAGGGAUUUGGAGGCUAUUUAAUUUUGAAGAUUCUUACAGCAACUGAGCAGAUGUUCAGAUGUUCAGCCAUCAUGGCCCCUAUCACAGACUUCAAACUCUACAAUGCUGCCUUUUCAGAGAGAUACCUGGGACUCCCUGGAAAGGAAGAGCAUGCCUACAUGACAGCCUCUUUACUAGAAGAUGUCCACAAAUUAAAGGAUGAAAAUUUUCUCCUGUUGCAUGGCACUGCAGAUGCCCGUGUACAUUUCCAACACAGUGCAGAACUGCUGAGUCGGCUGGUGAAGGUGGAGGCCAACUACACACUGCAGCUGUACCCAGAUGAGGGCCACACUCUGAGAGAAGAGCGCAGCAUCCAACAUAUUCACCGAUCUCUCCUUCACUACCUUCACAACUGCCUCAAACACGACCCCUUUUUGGUCACAGAAGAGGAGGAGGAGGAAGAAGAGGACUGAACUCAUCUGUUGUGCCCCUUACAUUCUCAAGAGAGAUUUGAAGAACUAGUGUCUCUCUCCUUACCAUCCAGGAUCCAGUUAAAGUUGCUGUAUUUAGCCAAAAGAAAGAGGAACUGUACAGAGAUCAAUCAAACAAGCCCUGCCAGACAGCCACUUUCAGCAGCUGAGGCUGUGAAGAGAAUUAACCUCUUUUAAGUCUUUUUAUGUGUUUUGUCCUUUGGGUGUGUUGGAGGCCUGUUGUAAUAAAUGCACAAAUGCUGAGUGGUACAGUAUUCUACACAUAAAGUCCACAAGGCUUGUUCAGCCAAACUUGCUUUGUCAAUGGACAGUCUUGUGUGGCAUUGAACAUCAGCUAAAUUCUUACAGUGACACCCUGUGACAAAGUAAGGCUACUGCAAUGGACUUCAUGGUUUGCAGUGGUUGAGAAUCACUGACAUAAACUCUUGUAGUCUUACUAGUGUUUUCUAAAGUAAACAUAAUUAAACAGAAAGCUGCAACAUGUUAUCUGGCUCUAGCCCUUGCAUGACAAGAGGACUGCAUGGUGAAGUAUAUUCUGACUUUUUCAUAACUGUGUACCAACCGAAAUCAGUAUAUCAGUGUAUCGUCAAGAAUCAGCAUAACCUAAAUGUCAGAGCUUGAAGAAUGUGUGACAGAAAAUAAGGCACUUUCAAAGCAUUGCAGUACCAGCACAUAUCCCUGUAUGAAAGACUAGUGGCGGUCUCGCAACCUGUGCAUUGUCCUGCAUGUUAUGCGAUGCUUUACUAAUGCCUCAGUGUUGACUUUACAUCUCUUAAUAUGUUCUUACUCAUGCAUUAUUAUGCCAUUACACAAAGUGUCUGUAUGUUGUAUGAAUUCCAAACAGGAGUUCCGGUAUAUUCUUUAUUUAUUGUUGUUAUGCUGUCUGUGUGUUGCCAAACAAAAUGUGCCAAAUAUUGUGUGACCAAAAUCUUUUAGGCUACUUCAGUCAUAGACUUGAAAUGUUUGAUUAACGCUUCUCAGCAUACAGUUUUAUUUGCAGGGUCUCAUCAUAAUAAUGUCAAGCCCCGAAUGCCUUGUGGGUCAGUUAUUCCCAGAUGCCUAGGUGCAGUACUGAGGCAUCUUACAUGCUUACAUGAAGCAGAACACAUUCUAUAAACUGGAGUAUGAGAAGAAAAAAAAACAUUGCAAAGAAAUAUAGCAAUAAGGCAUACAGUAUACAUAGAGUGUACAAAAUAUUAUGAAUGCAUUUAAUAGGCUGCCAUACUGUGCACAACCAGUUCAGUUAAAAUGCACCUAUUUGGGGACCAUAAUUGUGCUAAAAAAUUGUACUUUGAGUAAGCUGUAGUAGACUACUAAAAACCUUUUUUGUUCAGUUUAAAUAACAACAAAGUAGCAAAGUAUGAUUUUAAAAAAAUGAGUUUUUGUUUCUUUAUUUAUUUAUUUAUAAAUCAUAGUGGAGAAAAUAUCCACAAAAUAUUCCCAUAUUACAGUAGAUGACAAAGGGCCUCUGAACUAUGGCACCAUCAUUGUGAGGAGUUGUCUAUGAGGAAAACAAAGCAGCAUUAUCAAUAUAAACGAUAAUCAAAUAUUUUCUCUCAUUGUUCAUUGUACAUACACUCUCCCCUGUCUGCCCGAUCUGGACUGCUGUCAUUGACUAAUAUGGACAGUCUGCCACAUAUGCCAAGCUUUAGUAUAGCUAAUGUUAUGCGUACCUUUAUAUUUUAUGCUCAAAUACAUACCCUUAGGCCAAGACCUGCUUUGAGUAAACAUGAGGUCCCAAAAUAGGCAUUUCUCACCACACAUCUGGUCAUAGACAGGAUGGAGACCUACUAGGUACACUGUAAUGUGGCCAUUCCUAGUGUUUUGUACACUUAGCAUAGAGCCUCACACAGAAGUGAGACUUAUUCAAGAUUAUCACAACCUAACCAUUUGUUUUUUUCGUUGUGUUUUUCUUCUAAACUGGGAAAUUUUGAUUUGUUAAGUGUACAGUACUUUCUUAUAGUGAUUGUGUGUAUUAUUGAUAGGUAUUUGAAAUUUUUCAAGAAUGAAAAUCUGCGCUAACAUUGUGAUGCACUCAAGACAAAUUCCUUAUUUCAGAAUGCUCUAUUAUAUCAUUGACACAGGAAAAUCCCAUAUGAAAAAAUAUUCUGAGGGCCAUGCAAAUUGGUAGACUGCAUGAAGUCUGUUUGGAAUGAGUGUCCUUCAACCUUGAUGCGUGUUUUUAAGGACUGUUUUCCAAUAAAGUCUUUUUG
This is a messenger RNA of Colossoma macropomum (tambaqui), 5089 nucleotides long. Its product is annotated as inactive dipeptidyl peptidase 10. The transcript is spliced from 25 exons. The record is from RefSeq and is a predicted model, not a curated record. NCBI's taxonomy places the organism in Eukaryota, Metazoa, Chordata, Actinopteri, Characiformes, Serrasalmidae. Gene Ontology annotation, biological process: proteolysis. Gene Ontology annotation, molecular function: dipeptidyl-peptidase activity; serine-type peptidase activity. Bases 489 to 2858 code for a protein of 789 amino acids.